CCUGGUAGUGGCAGUAACCUCCUGCCGGUAGAGGAGGGGGCAGGAGGAGGGUUGUCAGAGGGGUGCAGAGGGGUGCAGCGCUGCCCCUCUACUGUCUCCUACAAGGCCCAAAGUGUGGGUACGUAUACCCCCCUGGUCCUCUGUGGACUUGAUAAUGUUUAUUUAUUUUGUCACUUUUGAAUUUGCUUGCUCCUCUUGUGUACUCUUAUUUGAGUUGUUGUGGAUAUGAUUCUCCACUAGAUUCACAUGUCCCGUGAGAGUUUUUUGUACUGCUAUACCAUAUGACACAAACUUAUUUCCUGUGCUUGUGUGACUGUGGCAGACACUGCCAUCGAGGGUGUGUCCAGCCCCUCUUCCUCUAAAGACACAGGCCCCGCCUCCCCGAUGGUUGACAGGAAGAAGCAUCGCAGGAAGAAGAGCAUGAACCAGAAAGGAGACACAACAAUUGGCCAAUCAGAUCGUAAGCUUCCAACAGCAGUGUAUUCAGGGUUUAGUUAGGUGAAACAUUCAGAACAUUGCAGAUAGAACUGUAUGAGAUUCAAUAGAAUGUAUGUGAGAUGAAUCAUAUCUGUCUACACAUUACAUUUCUAUCUGAACAUUGAGGAGUUUUAGACUUUGUGUAGACUUUGUUUGAGGAUAAACUUGAAACUAAAUUUGAGAGUGAAUCAGGAAUAGGUCAAUACUGAACAGACAUCUAAAGAAAAACCUUUGUCUCAUCUACUUAUUUUCUCCAAAAUAUCUGCCGUUAUCACUUUUCUCUCCUCUCUCCUUCUCCUUUUCUCCUGUGCUCCUUUAUUCUCUCUCUUCUCUGCUUUCCUGGGACGUCUGAUCUGCUAAUCUCUUACCCUGUAGCAAAGCGCAAAAUGUGGAAACUAAAAAGCUUUGGUAGUUUAAGAAACAUAAACAAGACAGGUAAUGAGGGUAUGUUUCUGUCUGUCUGUCAGCCCUGCUUUUCAUCCUGUCUGCCUGUCUGUCUGUCCUUCCGUCUGUCUGUCCAUCCAUCUUGUAUGUCUGUCCUGCUGCCUGUCCGCUUUUCUGUUUGUCAAUUUGUCUGUCACUGUUUCUGCUUUUAAGUGCUACUGCAUCUUAUGCUAUACUACUACCACCAUAUUGAGUUCUCUUUUGAGCAGUGUUAAUUUUGGCAGCUAUUUUAGAUUUAGUUUGUCUUAGUUUUAGUCUUAAAAUAGCUUUUAGUCUUAGUCACAUUUUAGUAAUUUCAUCAUUCGUUAGUUUUAGUUAUUAUCAGUCGACUAAAACUCUGGACAAUUUUAGUUUGGUUUUAGUCACAGCCAUUUUAGUCACAUAAUAGUCAGUUCAUUUUUUUCCUAAUAAAUACUCAAUAUUUAGGCUACCUCUAACUUCCAUCAUGUGCCCAUUCAGAUAGCCUUGUCCAACUAGGCCUACUAUCCCCUCGUAUACCUGGCAACACUGAUAUUGUGGCAGAUUGUAACCCAUGACAGCUAUGAUUAACCAUACAGGCUAUAUAGCCUUGGCUACAGGUUAAACAAUCUACAGCUCUGAUUUUCUCCCCAUCAUAACCGUCAAGGGGGUAAAUAACAGUGGUUUCCUUGAAAAUAAAAUAAUUUGUGCUUUACAAAAAUGUCAGAAGUAUUACUGGAUUCCUAAUAUUCAACAAAUAGCAUUCGCAUUUGCGGACCGCGGCGCGAGAACGGCAACACAGAUGAAUGAAUAACAGCGCACAUGGGAAAAUAGAGCCUACAUGAAUGUAAGAGAGAGGGUAAACAUUGUUUCUAGUGGAGGUCAGUUACAAGUCAAGUGUCCUGGCUUCGCAUUAAUUCAAAAGAUUGCCGAGUGAUUGAAGUGACUGCCUGGGAGCUGUGUGGGAGUGCCAGACAGAUUAGCUCAAUCAGACCGCACAACUGAAAGAUGACAAUUCUGCCAAUGAGAGGAUUGCAUUAAAUAUUAUGCAUGCGUAGCAUUGGACAAACCAGAUGAAAAGGAGAUUCAUGUCAAAUUAAAUUGUCUCAGGUGGAAUUCUCGUCUUUACAAAAGUAAUUUGUAAUAGUUAUCCUUUUUUUCACAGGGCAUCUCAUCUCGUUAUCGUCAUAGUUUAGUCAGGAAAAAUAGGCUGUUGAUUAGUAUUUUUCAUCAUAGUUGUUGACGAAAUUAACACUGCUCUUGAGUGUCUCUAAGAUAAAGCAUUCAGUACUAGUCUUCUCUCCAUAUACUUCAUACAUCUUAAUUUGUCCACCAUCACAGCAAUGCAAUAAUGCAUGCCGAUGUCUACUUAACAGAUAAGUGCUGUUUGGCGAUCCACCACCAAUCAUCAUUGUGAUGGAGGAAGAAACCCUCUGAACCCACUGUAUGGUACUUUGUCAUUAGGGCCAUGAGUUUAACCUGGCCAUGUGACCUCAGGCCUAAUUGGACUAGGUCAUAUAGUCAACUCAGGGCCCUAUUUAUCAUGUUUUGCCUGUCUCUAAUACAAGCCUAUAUAUUGAAUGUGUUCUGUUAUCAGACGAGGAUAACUUUGACUUCCUUAUCGUGUCGAGCACGGGCCAGACGUGGCACUUCGAGGCCCAGAGUGUGGAGGAAAGGGACGCCUGGGUGACUGCCAUCGAGAGCCAGAUCCUGGCCAGCCUGCAGCUGUGUGAGAGCAGCAAGAAUAAGGCAAGGAUGCAGACGUACACACACACACACACACGUACACACAGACACACACACACAUGCACACAUACCCACACACACAUUACAAGAAAAUAUCUGCAUCUGGCAAAGUGUUUGUCUUGGAAACCAGCUAUUACUAAGGAGAGACUAAUUGUGUGUUUGUGUGUUCCACAGGCUCGUAAGAACAGCCAGAGUGAAGCUGUGGCGCUGCAGGCUAUCCGUAAUGCCAAGGGCAACAGCCUCUGUGUGGACUGUGAAGCACCUAGUUAGUCAACUCAUUCAUUACUGUUGGUUUUAUCUCUCUUUGCUGCUCUCUUUAUCUUUAUUCAAUUUCUCUUUCCUUUCGUGCUCUACUGCUUUUUCUGCUUUCUCAUCCAUCUUACUGCCCAGCUAGCACAUAACGUUCUGAAAACCAUAUGUUUCUUAGAGCUUGGCGAGAGGGUGGUUGUCCAAUGGUUAUUUUGCAUAAAACCUUCCCACAAUUUUCUGGGAAUGGUGCAGGAUAGUUGCUUGGCUUUGGAACGGUCUCAGCGCAUUUAAGGAACUUGACAAAAAAAACAUUAUUUUCAUUACUUUUCCUAAAAGUUCAAACAUGGUGUCACGUUCGUUCAUAGACGGGACGGACCAAGGCGCAGCGUGAUAUGCAUACAUGUUUAUUUAAACUUAAUAAACACUCGACAAAACAAUAAACAAAACGUGAAGUCCACGGUAGACACAAACAACAUACCUUAAACGGAACAAGAUCCCACACCUUAACUAGUGCCAAUAGGCUGCCUAAGUAUGGUCCCCAAUCAGAGACAACGAGCGACAGCUGCCUCUGAUUGGGAACCACACCGGCCAACAUAGAUCUAGAACUACUAGAUCCUAUAACAUAGAACAAGCACAACAAGGAAUAUACACACCCUGACUCAACAUAUUAGCGUCCCCUGAGUCAGGGCGUGACAGUACCCCCCCCCCCCCCCCCCCCAAAGGUGCGGACUCCGACCGCACAACAUAACAGGGUAGGGGCCGGGUGGGCAUUCCGCCUCGGAGGCGGAUCCGGCUCAGGGCGUGACGACCUCUCACUCUUCGCCUCCCUGUUGCGCCCCUGGUCUGGUCUAGACCUCGGCGCGUUGCUUCCCCUCUCCUUCCUCCCACGAUACGCCAGGCCCAGUCUGGACCCUGGUGUGGGAGACCCCGAACCUGGAGAGGGGCUGACGCCAUGGUCUGGACUGGAGCCGCUGACCGGAGCUGGACUAGACACCGGUGGAGCGGACUGCUCUGGCUCCGGAGUGGAGCCGCUGACCGGAGCUGGAUCAGGCACCGGUGGAGCGGACUGCUCUGGCUCCGGAGUGGAGCAGCUGACCGGAGCUGGAUCAGGCACCGGCGGAGCGGACUGCUCUGGCUCCGGAGUGGAACAGCUGACCGGAACUGGAUCAGGCACCGGUGGAGCGGACUGCUCUGGCUCCGGAGUGGAGCAGCUGACCGGUGCCGGACCAGGCACCGGUGGAACGGGCACGGGCCGUGCCGGACUGGACAAACGCACCACUGGUCUGGUGCGAGGAGCAGGUACGGGCCGGACCGGACUGGCGACGCGCAUCACUGGUUUGGUGCGAGGAGCAGGAACAGGCCGGGCCGGGCUGGCGACCCGCACCACUGGCUUGGUGCGAGGAGCAGGAACAGGCCGGGCCGGGCUGGCGACGCGCACCACUGGCUUGGUGCGAGGAGCAGGAACAGGCCGGGCCGGGCUGGCGACGCACACAACUGGCUUGGUGCGAGGAGCAGGAACAGGCCGGGCCGGGCUGGCGACGCGCACCACUGGCUUGGUGCGAGGAGCAGGAACAGGCCGGGCCGGGCUGGCGACGCGCACCACUGGCUUGGUGCGAGGAGCAGGAACAGGCCGGGCCGGGCUGGCGACGCGCACCACUGGCUUGGUGCGAGGAGCAGGAACAGGCCGGGCCGGGCUGGCGACGCGCACCACUGGCUUGGUGCGAGGAGCAGGAACAGGCCGGGCCGGGCUGGCGACGCGCACCACUGGCUUGGUGCGAGGAGCAGGAACAGGCCGGGCCGGGCUGGCGACGCGCACCACUGGCUUGGUGCGAGGUGCAGGAACAGGCCGGGCCGGACUGGCGACGCGCACCACUGGCUGGGUGCGAGGAGCAGGAACAGGCCGGACCGGGCUGGCGACGCGCACCACUGGCUUGGUGUGAGGAGCAGGAACGGGUCAGGCCGUACUGGGAACACGCACCACUGGCUUAGUGCGGGGAGCAGGAACGGGCCGGACCGGACUGGCGACACGCACCACUUGCUUGGUGCGAGGAGCGGGACUGGGUUCCUUUAUUAAACCCCGCUCCUUCUGCUGCCUAACCAGCUCCUCUCGCCGUGCCUCUACACUUUCCUUCUCCCUUUUAGCCUCCUGUAGCGCCUCCCUCUGACCGAAUAACUCCUGCUCCUUCUGAACCAAUAGCCCCCGUAACAUGGUGGCCUCCUCUCCUAACCUGCAGAUUCGCCCUUCCACGGCCUCCUGCUGCCUCGUCAUCCACCCCGUGUGCCCCCCCAAUUUUUUUUAUUGGGGUUGGCUCUCGGGUCUCCGUCGUCGGCACGGUUGGCACCGUUUCUCCUCUCCUACCUGGGCAUCAACCUUCAUCGCCUCCCAAUAACGGACGGCCUCCUCCUCAGUAAUUCUCCCCCAACCGAGGAGGACGUCUACUAAAGUUACCUCCCGUUGAAUCCCCGGCGUUUGCUCCUUAUGGGCACGCUGCUUGGUCCUUGUUUGGUGGGAUCUUCUGUCGUCGUUCGUUCAUAGACGGGACGGACCCAGGCGCAGCGUGAUAUGCAUACAUGUUUACUUAAACUUAAUAAACACUCGACAAAACGAAACGUGAAGUCCACGGUAGACACAAACAACAUACCUUAUACGGAACAAGAUCCCACACCUUAACUAGUGCCAAUACAUUUACAUUACAUUUUAGUCAUUUAGCAGACGCUCUUAUCCAGAGCGACUUACAGUUAGUGAAUACAUAUAUUUUUUAUACUGGCCCCCCGUGGGAAUCGAACCCACAACCCUGGCGUUGCAAACGCCAUGCUCUAUCAACUGAGCUACAUCCCUGCCGGCCAUUCCCUCCCCUACCCUGGACGACGCUGGGCCAAUUGUGCGCCGCCCAUGAGUCUCCCGGUCGCGGCCGGCGGCGACAGAGCCUGGAUUCGAACCAGGAUCUCUAGUGGCACAGUUAGCACUGCGAUGCAGUGCCUUAGACCACUGCGCCACUCAGGAGUACGAUUGCGUUCCCAAUAGGCUGCCUAUGUAUGGUCCCCAAUCAGAGACAACGAGCGACAGCUGCCUCUGAUUGGGAACCACACCGGCCAACAUAGAUCUAGAACUACUAGAUCCUAUAACAUAGAACAAGCACAACAAGGAAUAUACACACCCUGACUCAACAUAUAAGUGUCCCCUGAGUCAGGGUGUGACACAUGGUUACAUUUAAUUUACAUUUUGGUAAUGUUCUAGGAACGUUCUCCAACUGGUUUGGCAUUGGGAAUUUUCUCAAAUUUCAGUACUUCAGCAUAACAUUUCCUACAGGUUUCCUCUUGGUUUUAUUUAGUCAUGUUCUCAAAUUGUUCCAAGAACGUUUAGAAACAACAUUCUUCUGUGGGAAUUUCAGUACUUCAGCAUAACGUUUCCUACAGGUUUCCUCUUGGUUCUAUUUAGUCAUGUUCUCAAAUUGUUCAAAGAACGUUAAGCAAACUUUCCAUAAAAACCACAAGAAAACUUUAGUAACAUUCAGAGAACCUUCUAAGAAUGUUAUUUAAAAGCAUAUACAUUCCAUCCUUAGCAUCAACAAAACUCUAUCCUCUAUCUUGUUAAGUGUGUUCAGGUGUGUUGGAAGCGCCCACUAAUAGGCCACACUUGAUCUUAAUGGGUGCUUGUUUCUUUUUAAAUGGGGUCUGUUUGAAUAGACAAAAAUUCACAGCUUUGUAUGCAUAAAACAACAUGGCAUGCUAGCUCCACCCUGGUGACGCUGUGGACUAAUUCAGUGGAUAGAGAACAGAAGAUUAUGCCGUGUCACAAUAAAAAAGAAAUGUGUUUGCAUUAUUAAUGUCUAAGGAAAUGAAUUUCCAUGUGUCCUAUCUGUGCUUGGAGUUCAAAAAAGUUAACCCAAAAUAAGCUAGCAGUGUUAUUAAAAGUCUUAUUGAAACAUUCAGUUUAAUUUUUAAGGAAGUUAUUCAAAAACCUCAAAAUAACCUAUAAUUUCAGUUCUCAGGGGGUUAAUAAAUCCUUCCAGGAAAACUUUCAAGGAACCAGAGUAAAACGUUCUCAGAACAUCCCUGCAACCUGAAAGUAAAUGUUCCCAAAACAGGCGUAAUUCUCACUUCUGUUCUCAGAACGUUUAAAAAUCUUUCAGUUUUACUGGUCAGGAAACGUAUGGCUUUGUUCCCACAACCAAUGUGAAACCAAAAACAUACAUUCCCACAACUUCCAAGGAAUCAAAUGUGCUAGCUGGGUGAUCUCAUUGAUCUUGGUUUUCAGUGUGGGUGGAACCUCCGUUCUUCAUCAGGGUUGGGGUCAAUUCCGUUUCAAUUCCAGUCAAUCCAUUACAAUUCUCAUCAAUGCUUUUCAAUUAGGAACAAUUGAAAUUUUAAUUACUGUUUGGUUCACUUUUUGAAUUGACUGGAAUUUAAAUGGAAUUGACCCCAAUCCUGUUCACCAUAUCCUUCCACUCUUUCGCCCAUGUAAGUCCUACUCAUGUAGUUGCAACCCAGAAUAUAAAUCUAUUGGAAUACCGGUACUCUAACCCCAUCUCUGUAUUUCCUUUCUGUUUUUCCUAUGCAUGCAAUUUCAGGCCGGACUAAAACUGUACACGUUUUAGUCUAUUAUUUAGUCUGAUCCCAGACCUGCUGUGUCUCCUCUCUCAGACCCAACGUGGGCCAGUCUGAACCUGGGGGCUCUGAUCUGCAUUGAGUGUUCAGGGAUCCACAGGAACCUGGGCACCCACCUGUCCCGUGUCCGCUCUCUGGACCUGGACGACCUGCCCAGAGAACUCACCCUGGUGCUGGGUGCCAUUGGCAACCACCUGGCCAACAGCAUCUGGGAGGGACGCACGCUGGGCCGCCGGAAACCCACACCCGACGCCACCCGGUAGGAGGACUAGGGAUACUGGAUGACAUGGGAGAGACACUGGGAAACAGAGCAGAGAGGACAGGGGAAAGGGACACUUAAUAAAGUGUGAAUAAGUGGCAAGCUUGCUGGACUGCAGUUGCAGUAUUAGUUGUUGUUGUUGUAGAAGAGAAGGCAGUUGCAUUGAUAAAAAUGUUAGAGCUAGUAGUAGUAGAAAUAGGAGAUGUGAAGGUGUCUGACUACAUACACCUGCCUGUUCACACACUUUGUUCCCUUGGUAAUAGUGUGUGUGUGUCUGUAACUGUGUCUGACUGGUCCCAGAGAGGAGCGGGAGUCGUGGAUCCGGGCCAAGUAUGAGCAGAGGCUGUUUGUGGCUCCGCUGGUCCCGCCCUCCCCCUCCAUGUCCCACAGCCAGGGGUCAGAAGUCAACACGCUGUCGGCCCGUCUGCUGGUGGCCGUGAUGGAGAGGGACCUCCCCCGCCUGCUCCUCCUCCUAGCCCACAGCACCAAGGACGACAUUAACGCCCCCCUCCGCCCAGGGGGUCACCUCUCUCCUCACCCCCCUGCUGCGUCCCCCAGCUCUCCCAUGGGGGGAUCCCCACUGCCGCCCCACUCAGCGCUCCACGCCGCCUGCCAGCUCGCCGACGUGAUCAUGACCCAGCUGCUGGUCUGGGUGAGAGAACGUCCCUCCUCUAGUCUCUUCAUCCUGCUUUUCCAUUUUUUUGUCUUUCAUCCACUCAUGACACUACAGCCAAAGAAUGGCAGAAAUAUCAAAUGAAAUUGUAUUUGUUACUUGCUUUGUAAACAACAGGUGUAGCAGUGAAAUGCUUACUUACAAGCCCCUCCCAAGAAUGCAGAGAUUAAAAAAAAAAAAAAAUAGAAACCAAUUUAUUAUAAUAAAUACAAUAGGGAAAUCAUAGAAAAAUAAUAACACAAAGAAUAAAUACACAAUGAAUAAUGAUAACUUGGCUAUAUACACGAGGUACCAGUACCGAGUCUAUGUGCAGGGGUACAAGGUAGUUGAGGUAUAUAUGUUCAUAUACAAUGUAUUCGGAAAGUAUUCAGACCCCUUGACUUUUUCCACAUUUUGUUACAUUACAGCCUCAUCAAUCUACACACAAUACCCCAUAAUGACAAAGCAAAAACAGUCUUUUAGAAAUGUUAGCAAAUGUAUGAAAACAAUUCAACUGAAAUAUAACAUUUACAUAAGUAUUCAGACCGUUUACUUAGUACUUUGUUGAAGCACCUUUGGCAGCGAUUACAGCCUCUAAUCUUCUUGGGUAUGACGCUACAAGCUUGGCACACCUGUAUUUGGGGAGUUUUUCCCAUUCUUCUCUGCUGAUCCACUCAAGCUCUGUCAGGUUGGAUGGGGAGCGUCGCUGCACAGCUAUUGUCAGGUCUCUCCAGAGAUGUUCGAUCGGGUUCAAGUCCGGGCUCUGGAUGGGCCACUCAACGACAUUCAGAGACUUGUCCCGAAGCCACUUCUGUGUUGUCUUGGCUGUGUGCUUAGGGUCGUUGUCCUGUUGGAAGGUGAACCUUUGCCCCAGUCUGAGGUCCUGAGCACUCUGGAGCAGGUUUUCAUCAAGGAUCUCUCUGUACUUUGCUCUGUUCAUCUUUCCCUCUAUCCUGACUAGUCUCCCAGUCCCUGCCGCUGAAAAACAUCCCCACAGCAUGAUGCUGCCAACACCAUGCUUCACCGUAGGGAUGGUGCCAGGUUUCCUCCAGACGUGACGCUUGGCAUUCAGGCCAAAGAGUUCAAUCUUGGAUUCAUCAGACCAGAGAAUCUUGUUUCUCAUGAUCUGAGAGUCCUUUAGGUGCCUUUUAGGCAACCUCCAAGUGGGCUGUCAUGUGCCUUUUACUGAGGAGUGGCUUCCGUCUGACCACUCUACCAUAAAGGCCUUUGGUGGAGUGCUGCAGAGAUGGUUGUCCUUCUGGAAGGUUCUCCCAACUCCACAGAGGAACUCUGGAGCUCUGUCAGAGUCACCUCCCUGACCAAGGCCCUUCUCCCCCGAUUGCUCAGUUUGGCCCGGCGGCCAGCUCUAGAAAGAGUCUUGGUGGUUCCAAACUUCUUGCAUUUAAGAAUGAUGGAGGCCACUGUAUUCUUGGGGACCUUGAAUGCUGCAGACAUUUUUUGGGACCCUUCCCCAGAUCUGUGCCUCCACACAAUCCUGUCUCGGAGCUCUACAGACAAUUACUUUUACCUCAUGGCUUGGUUUUUGCUCUGACAUGCACUGUCAACUGUGGGACCUAAUAUAGACAUGUGUGUGCCUUUCCAAACCAUGUCACAUCAAUUGAAUUUAACACAGGUGGACUCCAAUUAAGUUUUAGAAACAUCUCAAGGAUGAUCAAUGGAAACAGGAUGCACCUGUGCUCAAUUUCGAGUCUCAUAUUAAAGGGUCUGAAUACUUAUGUAAUUUUGCACAAAUUUAUACAAACCUGUUUUCGCUUUGUCAUUAUGGGGUAUUGUGUAUAGAUUGAUGAAGAAAAUGUUUUAUUUAAUCCAUUUUAGAAUAAUGUAACAAAAUGUGGAAAAAUUGAAGGGGUUUGAAUCAUUUCCGAAUGCACUGUAUGUAAGGAUAACGUGACUAGGCAACAGGAUAGAUAAAACAGUAACAGCAGCGUAUUUGAUGAGUCAAAAGAGUUAGUGCAAAAAGAGUCAAUGCAGAUAGUUAAAUAGUUAACCAAUAGCUACCCGGACGAACUAUUUAGCAGUCUUAUGGCUUGGGGGUAGAAGCUGUUCAGGAUCCAGUUGGUUCCAGACUUGGUGCAUCGGUACCGCUUGCUGUGCGAUAGCAGAGCGAACAGUCUAUAACUUGGGUGCAGUAGUGUGGUUUGAAUCGUACAGAAGUGACACUUUACAAAAAAUAGCUGCACAUGUGUUUUUUUAUCCACAAAGAAUUUCAACUGAAUCUUAUUGCCCUCUUUCAUUCUCCCCCUCUCUCUCCCUGGUCGCAGUAUGGCAGUGAUGUGAGGUGUCGGGACGCCCAGGGGCAGACAGCCCUCACGUUGGCGCGUUACGCUGGCAGUCAGGAGUGUGCCGACAUCCUCCUGCAGUACGGCUGCCCCAACGAGCCGGCCCCCUCGGUUGCCACGACGCCCAGCCUCUGUCGCCACGACACCCAGCCUUUCCCGCAAGAGCAGCGCCGCCAGCCUCAGCCGCAGCAUCAGCUCCAGAAGAGCAGUGUCUUAAUGUGAGAACUCUGUGUGAAAGUGUAAGUGUGCAUGUGUGUGUACGUGUAAGAGGGUGGGUAUGUGUGGUUGGGUGGAUGUGAGUGUGUGUUUGUUAGAAUAAUGAUGUGUGUGUGUGUGUGUGUUUGAGGUUGUGUGGGUGGUGCAUGUGUGUUUGUAACCAUAUGCAUGCCAGGUUAGCUCUAGUUGAAGGGGGAGGCUGUGUCAUCACAGUGUCCUCUAAAAGGAACCCAUAAAGUCACACCAGGACGUAGUCACAGACCAGAAGGACUGAAUGGACAAGCAGCUAACACUGUCACCACCCUUAGUGGUGCACAGGUCAGCUGUUUGUUCACCCACACCCGACCACAAUUGGUAAAUAACCCAUCCGCAACCACCCGACUAUCUGUGAUAAAGUGAAAAUCUGAGGCCCGAGCCUAACCCGCAAAUAUAGAAAAUGUGCUAUAUAGGCAUAUGCUUAUGCUUAUAAUUUCUGACAUUUUGGUAGGUUAUUUGUUAGUCAACUCAUCUAUAAUUAGAUACAUUCAGCUUAUUUUCUGUCAUUACUUGUUACCCUAGAAUACUAAAUAAACCCUUUCUCACCAGAAUAAUGUCAUAAAUCGAUAGGCUGGACGCUUCAAUCUAGUUGACAUCGGUAAAGUUCUCUCUUUCAUCUCUGCAUCUCUCGCGCAAUCGCGCAGUAAAGACGUUUGGGUACAGGGGAAAAAAUGGUUUUAAGGAAAUUAAAAGCUGUGAAAACUACCCAACAUGUUUCUGAUAAGAUUUCAGUUCAGCUUGGAUGCAUAUUUUAUGUGCAGACAUUUUUAUCUGUAUUUCAAAUCAUUUCUGGGUAACAAUUAAGUACCUUACUGUGAUUGUUUUAAAUUAAAAUGGUCAAAAAGAAACAAAAUUUAGCAAAGAACAAUUUUUGUUUUGAGUGGGGAGUGAGUGUUUUGAGUGGGGAGGUGAAAACAGAACAUUUGCUGUUAUUGGCAGAGAGGUUUGGAACUCUCUUAUUGGUCUAUGAACUAAUUAACCACAUGGUUAUGUCACCAUUGAAGGCCAAAACUCCCUCCCACCAAAACAGGCUGAAAUUUCAAGCUGUCUUUUCAAACAGCUCUUACACUAAAAGGGCAUUAUACAUUUACAUUUUAGUCUAUUUUUUUUUUCAUACCCCCCGUGGGAAUCGAACCCACAACCCUGGCGUUGCAAACGCCAUGCUCUACCAACUGAGCUACAUCCCUGCUGGUCAUUUCCUCCCCUACCCUGGACGAAUUGUGCGCCGCCCCGUGGGUCUCCCGGUCGCGGCCGGCUACGACAGAGCCUGGAUUCAAACCAGGAUCUCUAGUGGCACAGCUAGCACUGCCUUAGAGGUUUGCAAAAGCAUUGGGCAAUUGGCAUGUAUUCAGAGAGAGUACAGUUAGGCCCUAAAGCUUAGGCUACACACUAGCGCCAUAUAAAAAAAAAAAUUACUAAAAACUAAAUGUAACCUACAGAUAUGAAUUGCACAAUAAUUAUACAUUUAUGGAUUUUUAAUGCAUUGUUCUCUUUUUAUUCAACCCGCCCGCCAACCAUCCACACAAUAUUUAAUUGCCCUAAACCGCAGGGACUGCGGGUUAUGAGUCAACCCACGCAUCACUAACCAUAGUAAAGCCAGGAGGCAGAACUCCCUCUAACUUGGCUCUGUGUGUGUGCAUGUGCGUUUGAGAGAGAGGGACUGGGGUAUCUCGUCCCCACUAUGAGCUGAUGAUAUAUACUCUUCCAGGCUCACCUCACCACUGCUCUGUUGGAACUUUCACCUGCCAAAAGGUGUGCUACUGCUUCACCACCACCCCGUACCCUGAGCCUCACUAACACACAGACAGACAGACAGAAAGACAGACAGUGGGAUAAUGUAAUGCCAAGCACUUGGGCCAAAUUGAUGGCCUGUCCUGUAUGCUGACUUGGGUUCAUGCCUAAUCACAUCUCUCAAACCACAUGGUUGGGAGAAGAAAACGAACCAGAGGUACAGAACUGCAAUAAUUGAAUUACCAGUGUGAGACAAUGGGUUUGUCUUUCUCGCCCUUCUGUACCUCUGGGUGCUUGGAAUCCCAUGAUAAGACUAUAAUAUGAAGACGGGAAGAUGGUUUCCGCUCUCUACAGCGGAGAAUGUCAGUUUAAAAUUCAUUAUGAACAUUUAUCCUGUGCUUUGAUGGUUAGGUUGACGUGAAGUGGAGCAGCUUAACUUAAAAUGCAGAUAAAUCUAUAAAGAUGCUUCAAUAUGAUGAUAAAAGGAGUAUGUGGGGGCUCAUUGAAUCCUCUGAAUGACAUUGUACUUACUCAUACAGAAACUUAACAGUGGAGUCAAGACCAACAGCAAUGGCCAGUGUUGGAACGAUAAUUACCACUUUUAAACCGUAUCGCUGUACCACGGUCAAACAAAAUGGUCAGUUACUGAACAAUGCUCAGCUGAGGUCAAAUUCUAAAGAAAUACUGUCCAACAGAUAUAGGAUUUGUAUUUUAAGAAUUUAGGUACAAAUAAUAAUUGUAUAGAAAGACAUGAAAUUGAUAUUAUUACUAUAAUUGUGAUAGUUAUCAAUAUUGAGAAGUACUUCAUGUUCAAGAAUGUUAUUGUAUGUUCUGAAGUUUGUAUGGUAGGUUCUUGUUUGUAAUACACACAGGAGUUACAGAUUUUGUGAUUUAUUUUAUUUGGCAGUCAGCUAUCUAGCUAUCUAUUUGAGAUUCAAGAUGGAGACUUCAUCACUUUCAGAUACAAGAUGGAGACUUGUAAUGUAUGUGCAUAAUGCGUGUUGCAGAAAUGAGAGAGAGAGAGACCCACCCACUAGGGCAGUUGCUCUAUGUCCUUUUUAGCUGAACAGUGUUACUGCCAAACACCAUUGUAAUGUGAAACAAAUUAAAUGCCUUCAGUUUGAUUGAAUGUAUUGCAAAUAUUGGGAAUGUUUUGGUGCACUGCCACACCCACAAAAGAAAAAGGGGUUCAAAACCAAAACUCAGGCGUCGUUCUCGAUUAUUAUUCCAACUGUACAAAAGGAUUAUUAGUAAGGGAAAUGAAUGGCCUUGUAUUGAGAAUGAAAAGUUAGCCAGUGGACACAUUAGAGACCAUUAUCAUAACACCACAAGUACCAUGUUGCUUGAAUAUUGGGACUUACAAAUCUACUGUAGUAUGAUCAUACCUUUUUUUAACUGAAAAUGAACAUCUCCAAUGACUGUCUGUAAAUUGUGUAUGCUUCUCUUUUGUUUUGCAGUGUUUUUCUACUCAUGUAUA
Messenger RNA from Coregonus sp. 'balchen', 14153 nucleotides. NCBI's taxonomy places the organism in Eukaryota, Metazoa, Chordata, Actinopteri, Salmoniformes, Salmonidae. The record is from the annotation of a GenBank genome assembly.